AUGAACCGUCUGUCGAUCUUAUUGGUUAUCGCAUUAAUCGGAUACUCACUGGGUGCACCGGGAUACGGUGGUGGAAGCCACGAGCAUGGUGGACACCAAGUACAUGAAGAACAUGGUGAACAUAGAGAAGAACAUGAUGAGAACAAAAAAGAACAUGGUGGACACAAGAGCGAAUUUGAUGAACACAAAGAAGAACAUGAAGGGCACAAAUAUGGUGGACACAAAGAAGAACAUGAUGUACACACAUAUGGUGGACAUGAUUUUGGUGGACACAAAGAUAAAUAUGAUGGACAAAAAGAAUAUGGUGUACACAAAGAAGAACAUGAUGUAAACAAAAAUGGUGAACACGACUUUGGUGGGCACAAAGAAGAACACGGUGGACACAAAGAUAAAUAUGAUGAACAUAAAGAAGAACAUGAAGGACAUAAAUAUGGUGGACAUGACUUUGGUGGACACAAAGAAGAACAUGGUGGACAUAAGGAAGAAUAUGGUGGACACAAAGAAGUACAUGAAGGACAUAAAUAUGGGGGACACGACUUUGGUGGACACAAAGAAGAACAUGGUGGACAUAAGGAAGAAUAUGUUGGACACAAAGAAGAACAUGAAGGUCAUAAAUAUGGUGGUCAUGACUUUGGUGGACACAAAAAAGAACAUGAAGGACACAAAUAUGGGGGACCCGACUUUGGCGGACACAAAGAAGAACAUGGUGGACAUAAGGAAGAAUAUGGUGGACACAAAGAAGUACAUGAAGGACAUAAAUAUGGGGGACACGACUUUGGCGGACACAAAGAAGAACAUAGUGGACAUAAGGAAGAACAUUUUGGACAUAAGGAAGAACAUGAAGGACAUAAAUAUGGUGGUCAUGACUUUGGUGAACACAAAAAAGAACAUGAAGGACAUAAAUAUGGUGGAUCUGACUUUGGCGGACACAAAGAAGAACAUAGUGGACAUAAGGAAGAACAUGAAGGACAUAAAUAUGGUGGGCAUGACUUUGGUGGACCCAAAGAAGAACAUGGUGGGCAUAAGGAAAAAUUUGGCGAACACAAAGAAGAACAUUGUGGUCACAAAGAAGAACAUGAAGGACACAAAGAACAUGAACACCAUGGUGGACAUAAAGAACAUGAAGAACAUGGUAGUCAUCACGGCGGUGGUCAUUACUAA
Messenger RNA from Macrosiphum euphorbiae (potato aphid), 1161 nucleotides. The record is from the annotation of a GenBank genome assembly. NCBI's taxonomy places the organism in Eukaryota, Metazoa, Arthropoda, Insecta, Hemiptera, Aphididae.